Messenger RNA from Lobosporangium transversale, 1719 nucleotides. RefSeq lists its product as hypothetical. The record is from RefSeq and is a predicted model, not a curated record. The annotation marks the transcript as partial. Lineage: Eukaryota; Fungi; Mortierellomycota; Mortierellomycetes; Mortierellales; Mortierellaceae. The transcript has a single exon.
UUCUCUUCUCUCCUUUUUUUUUUUCUUUCUCCCUAAUUGGCUGACUUUGCUCCAUACUUCAUUGUACUCAUAACAUGAUGGCCGCUACUGCUCCCUCUCAGGGCACUUUUGCACCAAACAAUAGCCAUCACCACAACAGAGCUUUUGGUGCAUCUGCUGAUAACCUCCAUCGCCGUGUAAAAUCUUAUGACCACAAUGACACAGACGAAUCAAACUCGAUUCCCCUCACUGCAACUCACUACGCAGACUCGGCCCCUCAGAAUGAUAUCCCUGCUGGGACUCCUAUCGGCAAUGGUACUAGAGUUGGCAGGUCGCGCUCGCUUUUCCGUCGACCCUCAAGACAUCAGCCUGGCCAGGUUUACCAUCAGGGUACUGUCCCACCUGUCCCUCAGGCACCAAUUCUUCAACACGCAGGCAAGGCAGCCUCAAAACUGCUCCAACUGGAAGAUCCUAUCCUUAUUCGUAUUGCCAGGAACUUUGACAUCAACGAACUUAUUCAGUUCUCACAUCUCUCCAAAAGAUGCCGUGCCAUCACUGCCAAGACUCUGACAAUCAGCUUGCAGCGAACAGUCCUUAAAGCAACUCUUUGUCAGGAGCGUAAAGCUGUUUUUUCACUCGAAUUUAUCUUCCAGCACCUCGACCCUGCCUCAUUGACUGCUGUUUUUAGAGCUUCGCAAUUGAAAUCAAGGCGCUAUUUUGAAAACACUGCCCUUGCACGACCAGUAGUCCAGGCUUUGACACUGGUGACACCUCAUGGAUCCCGUCAUCCCAUCUUCGGACUUGCAGGAUUUGGCUCUGAUUAUAUGUCAGAGCGUGAUCUUGAGAGGGCUUCAACACUCCUGGCUCGUCCUUUUGAUCUUGAUAUCAAGGACAAAGGCUACUACCGUGUCUCACCAUCAACCUCGUGCAUGGUCGAUACACCAUUCUUUCCCUCUCAACCUUUGUUGGACCCUCUAGUCCCCAUGGUCACAGACGGUGCCAACCAUGGGCCUCCUACAUGGGAGAUGAUGUACAAGGUCGAUCUCAUCCCCCCCAAUUACCCUCAACGUGUUCAGCAGCAGCAGGAAAAGAUUUAUCAGGAACGGGUCCGACAAGCGGCCUUGAAAGGAGAGCAACCCCCGCCUCCGCCUUCCCCUACCAAUAACCAGAAUGUAGCCUCUGGUCUUCCUUCUACAAAAGGAUUUACGCCCCUACCAUCCAUCAAAUCAGGGCCUAAUCUGCGGUCUAUCCUGCCCGAGCCUUCGCCAUUAUCUGGAUCAGAUUCCAAACCCACCAAGCUUCAGCGCAAACCGACAGUAGUGCGACCUCCUCCUGAAGGAUGGGGACCCCUACCUCCUCUUGCCCCUCCACCGGCUGUUCCAGCCUCAAUGACUUACCAACUCGGUAUUAGAACUGCAGGCGUCCCAACUUCACCCACAAAUGGAACACCCAUGUCGCCUAUAUCGGCAGCAGCAGCACCAUCUUGUCUUGAGCCCGAGCUAGCGGAAGAAACGGAGCGAUUUUUAACACUCCUCUUUAUCCAGCUUCCUAUCCAGACCCUAUUCCCAUUCAUUGCUGGCCAGAUGAACAGAAGACCCAGCAAUGGAGGCAUUGUCUCAGGAUGGAUGUCGAAGAGCAAGAUUGGACGGAGUCUGACGUUGAAGAAAGGUCAUCGCGCAGGCGAGCAUAGUGUGGAUCAAAGCAGGCAACCGUAUUCACCACUAGAAUAACUAUAGCUGU